CCGCGAUUCUUUUUCCACCUUGAGACAUGACACUGGUAGAGGAACAGUAUCCUUCGGCUAAGCUGUCCGCAAGCACCACUCCCGAGUUCACCGACUUGACUCGAUGGCGAUUGCGCGUCGAAGAAGGUGCUCAGACCUGGCAUUAUCUGGAAACAGACGAAGAAUGCAAACAGUGGCCUCAAACCGUGUGGGAUAAAUACCAUCUCGGCCUUCCUAUUAAUGCGCCAGUGUUGCCCGAUGCAAAGACUCCUUUGGAAGCUGCACGGAACGGAUUCGAGUUCUAUCGGCAAUUGCAGACCGAAGAUGGUCACUGGGGCGGGGAAUACGGUGGCCCAAUGUUUUUAAUUCCGGGUUUGAUCAUCACUUAUUACAUCACGGGCACGCCGGUGCCAGAUCCUAUGCGUCGCGAAAUUAUUCGCUAUCUGUUGAAUCGAGCUCAUCCCGAAGAUGGCGGCUGGGGUAUUCACAUUGAAGGCAUUUCUACAGUAUUCGGCACGGCGCUCAACUAUGUUGUCCUGCGUAUCCUUGGCCUUGGCCCAGACCAUCCAGCCAUGGUCAAAGCACGAACCACGCUGCACAAAUUAGGUGGUGCCACCGGUGCACCCUCUUGGGGCAAAUUCUGGCUCGCGGCUCUUGGUGUAUACGAUUGGAAGGGCAUGAACCCCGUUCCACCAGAGUUAUGGGCACUCCCCAAGGUCCUUCCAUUCUGCCCCGGUAACUGGUGGGUUCACACCCGCUUAGUCUACCUUCCAAUGGGCUAUGUCUACGCACGUCGCUUAAGCGCACCAUUAACCACCUUUACCCAAUCACUUCGAGAAGAAUUAUAUGUUCAGCCAUAUGAUCAGAUCAACUGGAAUCAACAACGUAACAAUAUUUGCGAAGCCGAUCUAUACAUGCCUCACAGCAAAAUUAUGGACGUUCUUAAUGAAAUGCUCACGUAUUACGAAAUGAUUCCUGGAAAAAUCAACAAAUUACGCGAUUACGCAUUGAAUCUUACGGUUGAACAAAUCCGCAUGGAAGAUGAAAACACUUUCUUCUUGGACAUUGGUCCCGUUAACAAGGUGAUGAACUGGCUUGUUGUCUAUGACCAUUAUGGCAAGGACUCCAGAGAGUUCAGGGAGCAUGUGCGACGUAAUUUGGACUUUAUGUGGAUGGGCCCUGAAGGCAUGAUGAUGAACGGUACCAACGGAAGUCAGCUGUGGGAUGCCACUUUCAUCGCACAGGCUUGUGUGGAAUCCCAACUGGCCACCGAUGAACGCUAUCGCGAGAAUAUGAUCAAGACUCUGGAAUUCAUUGAUCUGACUCAGAUUCGUCGCAACGUGCCCGAACAUGAAAAAUGUUAUCGACAAGUAUCCAAGGGAGCUUGGCCGUUUAGUACACGCGACCAAGGCUAUACGGUGUCGGAUUGUACAGCUGAAGGAUUGAAGGCCACCAUUCUUUUGCAGCAAACGUCAGGCAUUCCUCAACUGAUUACGAUGGAUCGACUGCAUGAUGCGGUGGAUGUGCUGCUGACCAUGCAAAAUGCAGAUAAUGGAUUUGCGUCUUAUGAACCGAUCCGUGGUCCUCAUUGGUUAGAACUCUUGAAUCCAGCCGAAGUGUUUGGCAACAUUAUGACAGAAUACAGUUAUCCCGAAUGCACCACCGCCGUGCUUAUUGCAUUAUCGACUUUUCGAAAAUUGGAUCCCGACUAUCGCAGAAGUGAAAUCGAUGCCACCGCAAGUCGCGCCUUGUCGUAUAUCAAAAAGGCUCAGCAAGAGGAUGGGUCCUGGUACGGUUCCUGGGCUAUUUGCUUCACUUAUGCCGCUAUGUUUGCGCUACAAAGUUUGGCAAGUGUUGGCGAAUAUUACGAAAAUAGUGAAUACGCACGUAAGGGAUGUGAUUUCCUUAUUUCGAAACAACAAGCUGACGGCGGUUGGGGUGAAACAUACAAGUCUUGCGAAACCAAAGUGUACUGCCAUAAUCCCAAGUCCCAGGUCGUCAAUACAGCUUUCGCUGUAAUGUCUCUUAUGGAUGCAAAAUACCCACACAGGGAACCCAUCCGUCGCGGUAUCCAGCUGAUCAUGCAAAGGCAACAGAACACGGGUGAAUGGUUACAAGAAAGCAUAGAAGGUGUAUUUAACAAAAAUUGCAUGAUUUCGUAUCCCAACUACAAAUUUUCCUUUACUAUUUGGGCUCUCGGAAAGUACGCCAAGAUCUAUGGAGACGAGGCUAUUUUCCCUUGAUGAGACCGUCUAUUUAACCACGAUAUCCCCCAAACUGAUGUUUCAAUAAACUCCUUGUUCACCAAAAAAGGAUGAGAAUUUACCAUAAA
Messenger RNA from Radiomyces spectabilis, 2311 nucleotides. RefSeq names its product terpenoid cyclases/protein prenyltransferase alpha-alpha toroid. Bases 27 to 2222 code for a protein of 731 amino acids. Gene Ontology annotation, biological process: ergosterol biosynthetic process; triterpenoid biosynthetic process. NCBI's taxonomy places the organism in Eukaryota, Fungi, Mucoromycota, Mucoromycetes, Mucorales, Radiomycetaceae. The transcript has 9 exons. Gene Ontology annotation, cellular component: lipid droplet. Gene Ontology annotation, molecular function: lanosterol synthase activity. The record is from RefSeq and is a predicted model, not a curated record.